AUGGAGGAACACAGUCUACAGCAAAUGGCGGUGCCAACCGCGCCGCGCACCUCUCGAGAAACCAUUCCCCAGGAGGACCCGAUCCCAACAAAGGAGAGCGAGACAAGGCUCGUGCCGCUUGAAAUAAACGAAGCACCUGUGAAUGGCGAACAUGAUACCCACCAGCCAGAAAGUACAGGAGCAGAGCAGUACCCUUCAACCUGGAUAUUUGCAACCAUCAUGGUUGGGCUGUCGCUUUCUUCCACCCUGGUCGCGCUUUACUAUAAGGAUAACUCAAUCCUCGCAACUGCGAUUCCUCGAAUUACUGCGCAGUUCGACUCCCUUGGCGACGUUGGCUGGUACGGCAGCGCGUUCCUGCUCACAAACUGUAGCGUCAGCCUCUUCUACGGCAAACUGUACACCUUCUUCCCCGUGAAAUGGGUUUACCUGUGCGCCCUGGCCCUUUUUGAAAUGGGCUCCCUCCUCUGUGGUGUGACACCGUCUUCGCUCGGCCUGAUUAUCGGGCGAGCCAUUGCGGGCCUGGGCGCUGGGGGGCUCUACUCAGGGGCCAUGCUUAUUAUUGCGGAAAACGCGCCCAUGCAUCAGCGACCUGUGUAUAAUGGGAUCAUCACAGCAGUCUUUUCGGUAUCGGGGGUUGCAGGACCGUUGAUUGGUGGUGUGUUAACAGAUCACAUAACAUGGCGCUGGUGUUUCUAUAUCAACCUCCCCCUUGGUGGAGUUACUGCUUUUGUCAAUCUAUUGCUCCUGAAAUCGAAGGAACCGGCCAAGUCAGUUGCGGGUGUACGGGAGAAGCUUUUCCAGCUGGAUCCCCUUGGCCUGCUGUUCUUCCUCCCCUCGAUAAUUUGUCUGCUUCUAGCGCUGCAAUGGGGUGGCUCCGAGUAUCCUUGGUCCGACGCGAGAGUGAUAGCACUCUUUACUGUGUUUGGCGUGCUUUUCUUGGCCUUUAUCGCUGUCCAAAUCUACGAGCAGGACAAAGCUACCAUUCCCCCCCGCAUCCUCAGCGACAGGAACAUCUGGGGCGCGUCGCUGAGCGGGUUAUGUCUCAGCGCUUCCUUGCUAGUAUUUUCAUACUAUCUUCCGAUCUGGUUCCAGGCCAUCAAAAACGCCUCCGCAACAAUGUCCGGCGUCCUCAACCUCCCUGUGCUGGGCACACUCGCCAUAUCCACAAUCCUCUCGGGCUUCCUCGUCACAGUUUUUGGCCACUACAUGCCCUUCAUGGUGGUAGCCCCAGUCCUCGCAUCCAUAGCCGCAGGGCUCCUCACAACACUGACGCCAUCUUCAUCGCAGGCAUCCUACCUCGGCUACCAAGCUCUUUACGGCUUGGGCUGCGGGCUGGGCAUGACGCAGCCGAUCCUCGCUGUGCAGUCGUGCGUGGAGAGUGCAGCGGAUGCGCCGAGUGCAACAGUGAUUGUCAUCUUCAUGCAGACGCUCGGCGGCACCCUCUUCCUGUCCGUUGCGCAGAAUCUCUUUCACAAUCGGCUGCUGACGCUAUUGGGUGGGGUGCAGAGGGUCGAUGUAGGCCGCGUUGUGGCCGCCGGGGCGGCGGGAUUCAGGGAUGUUGUGGAGCCAGAGGUUUUGGACGUUGUGUUGGCAAGGUACAGUAGCGCGAUUACGUAUUCGUUUUAUGCUGGUCUCGCAUUGAGCGUGGUGGCGAUUUUGGGGGUGUUGCCCAUGCAGUGGAUUCCGUUGAACCAGAAGGGUGAGGGUAUGGCCCCGAAUUAG
Messenger RNA from Aspergillus calidoustus, 1722 nucleotides. Lineage: Eukaryota; Fungi; Ascomycota; Eurotiomycetes; Eurotiales; Aspergillaceae. The record is from the annotation of a GenBank genome assembly.